Messenger RNA from Styela clava, 1369 nucleotides. RefSeq lists its product as uncharacterized. The record is from RefSeq and is a predicted model, not a curated record. Gene Ontology annotation, molecular function: protein binding. Lineage: Eukaryota; Metazoa; Chordata; Ascidiacea; Stolidobranchia; Styelidae.
UGUUAAAUAACGACGUAUGACUUGUAAUAUAGCUGAGUUGAAAGUUUGUCUCGAAACCAAUUGUCACAAGAAAUAAGAAAUGUCAAAGAAAGAGAUGAAUCUUGAGCCGUCUGCUCCUACUGAACAAGAAUUAUAUUCUGGCAUGGUAGACGAUGUCGGAUAUUAUCAAGAUUCGCCACCGCCUUACACCGAAGUUCAACCGAAUUCACAUCUCGCUGCAGAAAUGAACGGGGCUAUGAGUCUAUCGGCUGAUGCUCAGAAUAUGAUGUUAGAGCCUGCAAGAAACUUGAUUCAAAACUCAAAAUUCCACGAAGCGGCAUCAUUGCUUGAGAAAUUACCUUUGUCAACAACUCAACAACUCAUGUUGGCAGAAUGCUAUAUCCGACUUCAUCGAAAUAUGAAUGCAACAAAGAGAAUCAUCGAACUUGAAACGAUGUUGACUUCAUCACACCGACCGAAAUUGAGUGAUGUCAACAAAGUGAUUAACAGUUAUAUUGAUAAUUCCCAAUAUAUUCGUGCUUUAAUUUUAAUUCUCUGUUCGGCUAAUCUGUAUAAGAUAGAGUUGAGUCCCGACGUGGCUAUUGUAAGGUUCCACAGAGAGAGAGCUGUGAAAGUUUACGAUAUCAUAAUUUCGAUGAAAAAGAAGGGGAAGGAAAUGCAUGCUAUCGCCAAAGAUUUUGGGGUGGAAAUCCUACUAGAGCUUUUUUCGGUCGUGCAAAGUUUUCGCGAUAUUGAACCAACUUUGAAAUUCAAUCAAGAGGCAUACUGUAUAAGCCUAAUCGCAGCUAUGUAUGGUGCUAUUGAAGAAUAUAAAGAAGAAAUAGACUAUUGUAAUAUUGGUAUUAAUUUCAUGAAGAAAAAGUUUGGUGAAGGUGCUCAGAAAUAUCGUGUUUACGGUCAUUUUUGGAAUAAUAAAGCAAUAGCUUACGGCCUAGAGGGUAAUCACAUUGAAUCGGAGAAAAGUUACGUAGUAGCUCUGGAAUGCUACCGCAAAGUUCAAGAUUGGACGAGCGACGAACAAGAGAAAAAGUUUAUAGGCGGAGUUGAAAGUCGUCUCAGAUCAGAGCGAGACCAAAUUAUGAAAAUGAAUAAAUAAUAAUUUUUUUUAAACCAUUAUUCUAGUAAUGAUUUACUUUGUAUAGAAUUGAUGAAUCGAUCUCCAAUAAUGAUCACCAAUUAUAGCCAAACAUAUUUAAGACUUCGAAAUAUGCCAAUUUUUAUGAAUCAAGAAAUCAACUUUAAUUUUUGUAAUAACAAAGCCCAAAGUAAGGCUUAGAACGAUGAUAUAUCAAGACUGUAUACUCUCUCACGUUGUUUCUUACACUUUCAACAUGAAAACUAUUGUGUAACACGUUUUUAUUUCAUCUUG